AUGCAGUUGAAAUUGUCACUUUGUAAGAAAGCAUGGGGGAUAUUCAGAAGAUACCCCAGUGCUGAAAAUUUGAUAGCUUUUAAAAAAGCAAAGGCAAAUGCCAGAAAAAUAAGAAGGCAAAGCCAAAGGGAUUCUUGGAGGAAGUAUGUUUCUAGCAUAACAUCUUCCACUAGCCCAAAAGCAGUCUGGGAUAAAAUCCACAAAAUUAGUGUGAAAUAUGCUUCUCAUUCUCUGUCCAUGCUGGAAAAUAAUGGCACAAUAAUCAGUGAUAUACAGUGUAUUGCUGAUACAUUGGGUGAAACUUUUUUCUUGUUAUCCAGCAACAUAAUGUAUUCAAGGGAUUUCCAAGCUUACAAAGUGCAAAAGGAAAAGCAACAUUUAAACUUUCACUCCUUAUCUGAUGAGGAAUAUAAUGUGCCAUUCACUAGAAUUGAAUUACAAACAGUGAUUUCUUGCGCGGGGAAUAGUGCUGUAGGUCCGGAUAAAAUCCACUACAGCAUGAUUAAAAAUCUGUCAAGUAAUUCCCUUUCUAAUCUCCUGCAUCUGUUUAACAGAAUAUGGACAGAAAAUACUUGCCAUGUUGGUAUAAGAGGAAAUGAAGAAGCAGAUUCAGCAGCAAAAUCAGCUAGUUCUUUCACAGCAUACAAUGCAUAUUGA
This is a messenger RNA of Centruroides sculpturatus (bark scorpion), 657 nucleotides long. RefSeq lists its product as uncharacterized. The record is from RefSeq and is a predicted model, not a curated record. The transcript is spliced from 3 exons. NCBI's taxonomy places the organism in Eukaryota, Metazoa, Arthropoda, Arachnida, Scorpiones, Buthidae. The coding region runs from base 1 to 657 and encodes 218 amino acids.